AUGGGCCCGGCCGCGCCGGCGCCGGAGGCCGUGGAGCCGGAGGCGUGGUACGGCAACAUCCAGUACCUCAUCAACAUCUCCGCCGUGGGCGCCUCCUCCUGCGUGCUCCUCUUCCUGCUCGUCAAGCUCCGCUUCGACCACCGCCGCGCCAUCCCGGGGCCCUCCGCGCUCGCCGCCAAGCUGCUCGCCGUCUACCACGCCACGGCGCCGCAGAUCGCGCUGCACUGCGGCGCGGACGCGGCGCAGUUCCUGCUCUUCGAGCGCGCCGCCUUCCUCGUGCUCGCCGCCGUCUCGCUCGCCGCGCUCGCCGCCGCGCUCCCGCUCAACCUCCUCGCCGGGGACGCCGCCAUCGCCGACCAGUUCGCCGCCACCACCAUCGCCCACAUCCCCAGGGCCUCCCCGCUGCUCUGGCUCCACCUCCUCCUCGUCGCCGCCGUCGUCGCCAUCGCGCACCUCGGGAUCUCCCGCAUGGAGGACGCCCUCCGCAUCACGCGCUUCCGCGACGGCAACGGCAACCCCAGCGACCCCAACUCCAGCUCCGUCGCCGUCUUCACCGUCAUGAUCCAGGGCAUCCCUAGGUCGCUCGCCGCCGACAGGACCCCCCUCAAGGAUUACUUCGACCACAAGUACCCUGGCAAGGUGUACCGCGUCAUCGUGCCCUUCGACCUCUGCACCCUAGAGUACCUCGCCGAAGAGUGGGGAAACGUCCGGAACAAAAUCUCCUGGCUGGAGGCAAGGAUGGACGCCCGCAGCCUCUUCGACGAAUUCGUGCACAACGAAACAACAGGCCAGCUGGAAGCGCAUUGGCUUGUCAGGAGAUGCAAAGAGCUAUGGGCGAUGGCCGCGCAGAGGUUUGGAUUUACCGACGACGAGAGGCUAAGGAAGCUGCAGACCAGCAAACUUGUGAUCGGGAGCAGGCUGUCGGAUUACAAGGAAGGCCGUGCGCCUGGUGCUGGCAUAGCGUUCGUUGUGUUCAAGGACGUGUACACGGCAAACAAGGCCGUGAGGGAUUUCCGGAUGGAGAGGAAGAAGACGCCCAUCGGCAGGUUCUUCCCGGUGAUGGAGCUCCAGCUCGAGAGGAGCCGGUGGAGGGUGGAGAGGGCACCUCCCGCGUCAGACAUCUACUGGAAUCAUCUCGGGAUGAGCAAGACCUCGCUAGCUCUGCGGCGAAUCGCGGUCAACACCUGCCUCAUUCUGAUGCUCCUCUUCUUCAGUUCACCGUUGUCGAUACUCAGCGGGAUGCAGAACGCGGCGCGGAUCAUCAACGUGGAGGCGAUGGAUCAAGCCAAGUCGUGGAUCGUUUGGCUUCAAGGCUCGAGCUGGUUCUGGACAAUAAUAUUCCAGUUCCUGCCCAAUGUCCUGAUCUUCGUGAGCAUGUAUAUUAUCAUCCCAUCAGUGUUGUCCUACUUCUCCAAGUUUGAGUUCCAUCUCACAGUGUCGGGGGAACAGAGGGCUGCAUUGCUCAAGAUGGUUUGCUUCUUCCUUGUCAAUCUCAUCUUGCUGCGUGCGCUGGUCGAAUCGUCACUUGAAAGUUGGAUACUUAGCAUGGGACGGUGCUAUUUAGAUGGUGCUGACUGCAAGCAGAUUGAACAUUACUUGAGCCCAACUUUUCUGUCAAGGUCUUCGCUUUCGUCCCUGGCGUUCUUGAUCACGAGCGCCUUCCUGGGAAUAUCUUUUGAUCUGCUGGCUCCAAUCCCUUGGAUAAAGCAUAUAAUGAGGAAAUUUAGAAAGAAUGAUAUGAUCCAGUUGGUGCCUGAAGAAAACGAGGAAAGCCAGUAUAUGCAGAAUGGCGAAGAAACAAAUGGUUUGAUAUCGCCUCUGAUGUCUGAGAGAAGCGACAGCGACUUUCUCAAUGGUAUUGCGGGGCAUGAUCUUUCCAUGUACCCGAUAAACCGGAGCUUCCACAUGCCAAAGCAGAAAUUUGACUUUGCGCAGUACUACGCGUUCGACAUUACAAUAUUUGCACUCACGAUGAUCUACUCGCUGUUCGCUCCGCUUGUUGUUCCAGUUGGUGCAGUAUACUUUGGCUACCGUUACCUUGUGGACAAGUACAAUUUCCUGUUCGUGUACAGAGUGAGAGGAUUUCCUGCAGGCAAUGAUGGGAAGCUGAUGGAUAGGGUGUUGUGCAUCAUGCAGUUCUGCGUUAUCUUCUUCCUUGCUGCAAUGUUGCUCUUCUUCGCGGUCCAGGGUGAUUCCAUGAAGUUACAGGCUAUAUGUACUCUUGGGUUGUUAGUGUUCUAUAAGUUGCUUCCAUCUGGAAGUGAUCGAUUCCAGCCAUCCUUGCUAGAAGGAAUGCAGACAGUUAACAGCUUUGUAGAUGGUCCGACGGACUAUGAAGUUUUUUCACAACCUGAACUGGAUUGGAAUCUGUAUCAAUCCUGAAGAGAAAACUCAAGGUCAAUACACACUUGUUUCAUUACAAAGUCAUCUAGUAUCAGCGGAGCUUCUCGUUGUACAGCUCUCAUUUCUUUUGUACAGUUAUGUAGAUUAACUCCUUUAUUUUCUAGCUGCAACUGAUUGUUUUGGAAAUGACCAACACUUCAAUUCAGAUAAUGAAGACAUGAAAAUAUCUGCAAUUA
Messenger RNA from Lolium rigidum, 2579 nucleotides. RefSeq names its product CSC1-like protein At4g35870. The transcript has a single exon. The record is from RefSeq and is a predicted model, not a curated record. Gene Ontology annotation, cellular component: plasma membrane. NCBI's taxonomy places the organism in Eukaryota, Viridiplantae, Streptophyta, Magnoliopsida, Poales, Poaceae. The coding region runs from base 1 to 2382 and encodes 793 amino acids. Gene Ontology annotation, molecular function: calcium-activated cation channel activity.